Molecule: messenger RNA, 1734 nt
Organism: Sporothrix brasiliensis 5110
Lineage: Eukaryota; Fungi; Ascomycota; Sordariomycetes; Ophiostomatales; Ophiostomataceae
Product: FAD binding protein domain-containing protein
Exons: 4
Coding region: 1-1734 (577 amino acids)
Molecular function (GO): FAD binding; oxidoreductase activity
Source: RefSeq, a predicted model, not a curated record
AUGCAGUUGUCUCUCGGCCUCCUAACUGCCGCUGCAGCCGGCAGCCUCGCCUCGCCACAUCUCGCACGCGCCAACACAACUACGUGCAAGUGUUACGCUGACCAGUCCUGCUGGCCGACCGACUCCCGGUGGAAGGCUCUUAACCAGGCUGUGCAAGGUCGUUUGGUCAACUUUGUGCCGCCUGCCGCCGCAUGCUAUCCAACGUACGGCAACGCAACAACGGCCAACGCGGAUGCGUGUACGGCCAUCCAGGCGAACUGGACUAACGCCAACUGGAUCGUCGACCAAUCCGCCCAGACAUUCUCUAACUUCUGGAAUAAUAACUCGUGCUCUGCCGCCGCCGACAAGUGCGGCGACAAAUGCGCCCAGGGCCUAUCGCCGUCCAUGAUUGUUACUGCCAACAACCAAUUCGACGUGCAGGUCAGCGUCAACUUUGCACGAAUCCAAAACCUGCGCCUCGUCAUCCGCAACACCGGCCACGAUUACCUGGGUCGCUCAGCCGGCUUCGGUUCCCUGGCCCUCAACACUCACCGCCUCAACAAUAUUCAAUUUGUAAAGUCCUACACAGGGCCCGGCAACUACACUGGCGGUGCAGUCAAGGUGGGCGCGGGCGUGCUGUUCCGCGACCUCUACCCUGCGGCCAAGGCAGAGGGAGUCGACGUUGUCGGUGCUGAGUCAAUGACGGUUGGCAUCUCUGGUGGCUAUGUUCAAGGAGGCGGCCACAGUCCUUUGAGUGGACUCUAUGGCAUGGCCUCGGACAAUGUGCUUGCCUUCGAUGCCAUCCUAGCUUCGGGAAAGCAGGUGCAGAUCAACAGCGAGAGCAACUCUGACCUGUUUUGGGCUCUGAAAGGCGGCGGUCCUGGCACCUUCGCAGCCAUCACGGGCGUCACUGUCAAGACGCACCCGGUCAUCGCCUGCACUGGCGCCACACUUAGCAUUGCUUACAACCAGCCUAGCUUUUGGAAGGCCGUAGCCGCCUUUCACAAUCAGACAACUGCCUUAGUUGAUGCUGGCAUAUAUGCGGCAUACACAGUAACGAAGGCAGGCGGUCUUACCGUUCGGCCGUUUGUUGCGCCCAAUAUCACCAUUGACCAGUUCAGUACGAUGGUGGAGCCACUGGUUUCACAGCUGGCCACGCUCAAUGUCACCUACACCUUGAGCAAGGUGGUGUCAUACCCUACCUUUGACGACCUGUACCACGCGCUAUUUUCGGCCGAUGCAGACGCCGGCGGCGGCAACACGCUCCUGAGCGGAAGGCUGUUUAGCAAGGAUGACGUGACUAAGAAUGGCGCUGCUAUCAACAGUGCCAUCGGUGACUUGGUUAACGCGGGCCACACAUUUGUUGGCGUCGCCGUGAACCCGGGCCACGCUGUCCCUGAUCCAGACUCAUCCGUUAGUGCCGUACAUCCCGUGUGGCGUAACGCCGCCACCUCGACCUUUUGGAAGUUUGAGCCGCCCGCGUGCCUCAGUGAGGCCGGCCGCCUAGGAGCUCUACAAAACCUGACCCGGCUGGGCGACGCACUGCGCAAAGCAUCCCCCGGCAGUGCGGUGUAUGCCAACGAAGGCAACGCCAAUGAGCCCAACUGGCAGGAGACCUUCUGGGGAGCCAACUACAAGAAGCUGUAUGACAUCAAGAUCAAGUACGACCCUAGCGGUGUCUUCUGGGCACCGGCGACACCUGGUGCGGAGCUGUGGGCACUGGUCGAUGAGAAGCAGCUUUGCAAGUCAGCCUAG